Messenger RNA from Hemiscyllium ocellatum (epaulette shark), 3305 nucleotides. Its product is annotated as inactive rhomboid protein 2-like. Gene Ontology annotation, cellular component: endoplasmic reticulum membrane. The record is from RefSeq and is a predicted model, not a curated record. Bases 449 to 2485 code for a protein of 678 amino acids. Gene Ontology annotation, molecular function: serine-type endopeptidase activity. The transcript has 18 exons. Gene Ontology annotation, biological process: regulation of epidermal growth factor receptor signaling pathway; regulation of protein secretion. Lineage: Eukaryota; Metazoa; Chordata; Chondrichthyes; Orectolobiformes; Hemiscylliidae.
UGGGAGUGAUUGAGGACUGGCAAGUGUGUUGGGAGUUAAGCACAGAGUGGUGAUUUGUUCACAAACUACCGGAAGAAUAUUUUGGGUGUAGCAAACUUCCUGUUAGAAUUUCCCUUUAUCUCUCCACUUCUUUCUAGGUAAAGUUAGGAACAAACUUGUUCUGAUUCAGAGAGUGAAGCUUGCUUGUACGGGCUUUACUCAGUUUUUUUGCUGCCUGCAUCAGUUUGUCUUGGUUUGUUGAAUUUGUGUGAGUUAUUAUCUAUACUGUAAUGUCUCGAGUCAACACAAUGAAGAGUGAAUGAACCAGAGAACAGCUGUAAUCUGCAAGCAUUCACUAGGGAACUGCCUCAGUGACAGAGAGAGAGAGAGAGAGAAUUGACAGACAGCAGGUGGCCACAGCCGGGAGAACACCAACUCCAGGAUUUUAUGGUGCUGAGUUUGGCUCAAUAUGCCAUCGGACCAAGAUGCAGAGACUGCUGGCAAACUCCUGCAUAGCAAUUCGCCAGCAUCCCCCUCCAUUUGCUCCCAAGGUCAGCAGGAGUUCAGGACUAGAGCUAAGAGUCCAAGACCAACUUUCUUCAAAAAUGUAAGUGUGCCAGAUUCCAGGCUCUCAGCUCGAGAGGGUGUGUUGGUGGAGAAACCAGGAGUGUUUCAACGACAGAACUCCGUCUCAAAAACCAUCCGCAGGGGCACGGCUGAGUGGUUUGGUUUGGGAACAGACUGUGAUUUGGAUCAACACCAUUGGCAACGUAAGAGCUGGAGACACUGCAGCCAGAGGUAUGGGAAGCUGAAAGCACAGUACCAGAGGAACAUGGGAAUUCCCAAUCGAGGAUCUCAUCCUUUCUCCACAGCGGAUUCACCAGAUCCCUCUAAAGUGCCCAAGGGCCAUGUGCUGCGUUAUACAGACAAGGUGGAUCCAGCAGACCCUCCUCUCAAAUCACUUGGUUCAUUUCGAAACUCCCAGUCAGGAUACGUGGGAAUGAUUCGCCGGAAACGGGAGUCAGUCGCUCGGAUGAGUCUGCGAGCAGCAUCGGCUGUGAUAACGGGUCGUCCUCUUCUGAGACCUUCUCUGCACAGACGAACUAGAGGAAGCUUUGUAUAUCCUAGCAACUUUGUGGAAGAUGUCACCGAUGGUCCAGAACGUCUGGACUCCUCGUUUUUUAGUAAGAUCGAUGCUCCUGAUGAAAGUUACUCAAUGCCUGAUGAUGUGUUUGAAUCUCCACCACUGUCAGACUCCUGGCCAAUGAGGGACGUCCACCUUGUGGAGAGGCUGCAAUCACCAUUAGAAUCCAGGACACAGGUGUUGAAAGGUGAAGCAGAGCACAGAAGAGGUAAACGCAUUGUGUCGCAAGUCAAGCACUUUGCAUUUGAUAAGAAAACUCGUAAGUACGGCCUUGGGGUGGUUGGGCGGUGGCUGAAUCGUAGAUAUCGCCGAGCCCUAAGCUACAGCAUCCGAACCAAACUGCAGGACAUGAGGAGUCACAGGCCUUAUUUCACUUACUGGAUCACAUGUGUUCACAUUUUGAUCAGCUUGUUGGCAAUUGGACUUUAUGGGAUUGCACCAGUCGGGUUUGCACAGCAUAUGAAAACACAGCUCGUGUUGAGGAAUAAAGGGGUGUUUGAGAGUGUGCAACACGUGCAACAAGAGAACUUUUGGAUUGGACCAAGCUCGGUUGCUCUCAUUCACCUUGGAGCAAAGUUUUCUCCCUGUUUACGGAAGGAUCGGUCCAUUUCGAAGCUUAUUGAGAAGCAAAGAGAGCAGGAGAGGAACUCUGGCUGCUGUGUUCAGAAUGAUAACUCUGGGUGUGUACAGACAUUGAAAGAAGAUUGUUCGGAAACGCUUGCAACAUUUGUAAAAUGGCCAAAGUUCCAGGCCCCUUACUUGGAAUCGAUUAAUGGGAGUAGAUCAUCUGGGGCAGUCUGCCAUCAGGAUCCAAGAACCUGUGAGGAGCCAGCCUCUGCUGAACCACACAUCUGGAAGGAUGACAUUACACAAUGGCCUAUUUGCACCUAUCAAGCAAAGAAGAAGCAGAUGGGUUUGAAACACAUGGAUUGUGCGAUCAAAGGGAGACCCUGCUGCAUUGGGACAAAGGGCAGGUGUGAAAUCACUACCAGAGAAUACUGCCAGUUUAAGGAUGGAUAUUUCCAUGAAGAAGCAACCUUGUGUUCACAGGUGCACUGUCUCGAUGAAGUAUGUGGCUUGUUACCGUUUCUGAAUCCCGAUGUUCCAGAUCAGAUCUACAGGCUUUGGCUCUCCCUUUUUCUUCAUGCUGGGAUUAUCCACUGCUUGGUUUCAGUAAUAUUCCAAAUGACCAUUCUUCGGGACCUGGAGAAGUUAGCAGGUUGGCUGCGCAUUUCAAUCAUCUACAUCCUAAGUGGAAUGAUGGGAAACUUGGCAAGUGCGAUCUUCCUGCCAUACAGAGCUGAGAUACAGAGUGCACUGGAAACUAAAAGGUGGAGGCAGCUUGGAGCAAGAGCAGGAUGAGAAACAGGGAGAUGAACAUUGAGGAAUGGAUUCUAGCAGCCGCUGUUCCGCUGCAUCAGUACAUGGUCCCGGACUGCGUAUUUCAUCUUGAUAAAACGGUGAGAUCCAAGGGGCCCAGCUCCUUAAAGUUGCACCUGCUGUAAGUUAAAAAAAUCACACAACACCAGGUUAUAGUCCAGCAGGUGUAAUUGAAAACACAAUAGCUUUCGGAGCGUACCUGCUGUAGAAAGGGAUCAGCACUUCAUCACCCAUGAGUAUGGUACGGUGAACAUAUGGAAGAGAGUGGAGGGACUGGAGGUAGCACCACAGGAAAAUGAUCCCUUUCCACUGCUAGUGGAAAGUGCAGUGCACGGCUAACCUGUGGAUAUGCCCCGAGGAGCCAUGAGGAACAUGCAACACCAGCGCCUUCUACAAACAGGACAAGCAGGUUAAUGGGAUACAUGUAGCUGCCUGAGCAACAAUGGGAUUCACUACAGACUGGUCAGACAACCUACUAAAUAGGGAGAGUCAACCGAGCAGCUGGAAGUAUUCAAGGAAGACAUGAUUAACCAGUUACCAAGGACUGAGGAGUGAAAAAAUAAUGAAUAAUACUAACUGGGGUAGACAAAGUGUGGAAGGCUUAAAGGGAGCAGAAAUAAAUACAGGAGGGAGCUUAUUAAGUCAUAUGAGAGAGGAGACAGUGAUGGACCUCAUUUUAGGGAAUGAAGUCAGGCAAGUGGGAGAUGAAGCAGUGCAGGAAUAUUUUGGAGAUAGUGACCAUAAUUCAUGUAUUUUGUUCACUUGAGAAUGUAACUUUUGAAAAGAAGUUCUGGGAUUUACA